Molecule: messenger RNA, 1616 nt
Organism: Conger conger (European conger)
Lineage: Eukaryota; Metazoa; Chordata; Actinopteri; Anguilliformes; Congridae
Gene: babam2
Product: BRISC and BRCA1 A complex member 2
Exons: 12
Coding region: 121-1281 (386 amino acids)
Biological process (GO): double-strand break repair
Cellular component (GO): BRCA1-A complex; BRISC complex
Source: RefSeq, a predicted model, not a curated record
GUGCAGCUAAAAAGACCUGAAGACGUGCGCCGGAAAAACAGGAAGGGGUUGGAGCGGAAUAUGUGUUGAAAGUAAAGAAACAAUAUUGGAUUUCAAGUGUAAACAGGAAGGAAGUGGAAGAUGAACAGCAUGUCCCCCGAGGUGGCCCUGAACCGAAUCUCGCCCGAACUGCGCCCCCUACUGUCCAGCGUGGUGCGCAACGGCCGCGUGGGGCUCGACUCCACCAACUGCCUCCGCAUCACCGACCUCAAGACCGGGUGUACCUCUCUGACCCCUGGGCCCUGCUGCGACCGCUUCAAACUGCACAUCCCGUACGCGGGAGAGACGCUGAAGUGGGACAUCAUCUUUAACGCCCGCGAUCCCGAGCUGCCCCCGGACUUCAUCUUCGGGGAGGAUGCCGAGUUUCUACCGGAACCUUCCGAGCUCCCGCACCUGCUGAGCUGGGACGCGGAGGACGGGGAGUGCCUGCUGCAGCUGGUGAAGGAGCUGAUCCAGCAGUACCACCUGUACCAGUGCCAGCGGCUGCGCGAGAGCUCCCGCCUGCUGUUCGAGUACGACUCCCUGCUGCAGGACCCCAGCUACGGGCGCAGCAUGGAGGUGUACGCAGGCCGCAAGAACAGCUGGACGGGGGAGUUCUCUGCCCGCUUCCUGCUGAAGCUCCCAGUUGACUUCAGCAACAUCCCUGUGUAUCUGCUAAAGGACACUGCCCUGGAUCCGGGCGAGGACGUGGCCCUCCUGUCGGUCAGCUUUGAGGACGCGGAGGCCACGCAGGUGUUCCCCAAGCUCUACCUUUCCCCCAGCAUCGAGCAUGCUUUGGGAGGGGCCUCCGCACUACAUAUCCCAGCAUUCCCUGGCGGAGGCUGUCUCAUCGACUACGUCCCUCAGGUGUGCCAGUUACUGACAAACAAGGUACAGUAUGUUAUCCAGGGAUACCAUAAAAGAAGAGAAUACAUUGCUGCCUUUCUCAGCCAUUUUGGAAUGGGUGUUGUGGAGUAUGAUGCUGAGGGAUUCACCAAACUCACUCUGCUCCUGAUGUGGAACGACUUCUGCUUCCUGGUGCAUGUGGACCUCCCGCUGUACUUCCCGCGGGACCAGCCCUCGCUCACCUUCCAGUCCGUGUACCACUUCAGCAGCAGCGGGCAGCUGUACUCCCAGGUGCAGCGCUCCUACCCCUACAGCCCCCGCUGGGACGGCAACGAGAUGGCCAAGAGGGCCAAGGCCUAUUUUAGAAGUUUUGUGCCUCAGUUCCAGGACGGGGCGUUUGCCAAUGGGAAGCUCUAGGCCCUGACGGACAGGAAGUGACAUCACUGCGUGAGUCGUAGGAGCCUGGGACACACGCGCGCGCGCGUGUGUGUGUGUGCGCGCGCUGAAUGCGGGACAAUUCUUUUUAGCGACGGCUGAAUUAUCGUUUUCCACGUGGAACAUGUCGCUGCUCUUAAUUAUCGUUGUUGUUUGAGUUUUGUUUGUUUUUUGUUUGUUUUUUUUUUUCUUUUGAACUUCAUCCUGUUUAUUUGACGAUCACUCUGCCCUGUAACGCAGCGCACACUGUAGUCUGUGCACAGGCGUGCGCUGCCUCAUGUGGAACCCGUGUCUGAGUCCGACCUGUCAUAGCAGUC